UCUCGAGGAGGAUACGAGCCUUGCCCAGGUGUCCCUCCUGCCUCGAGCCAGGUCACUCUCUCUCUCUCUCCUUGUACAGUGGUCCAUGCUGUGGACGGCACCGCCGAGAACGGGAUCCACCCCCUGAGCUCCUCUGAGGUGGACGAACUCAUCCACAAAGCAGACGAGGUCACGCUGAGCGAGGCGGGGUCCACGGCCGGGGCGGCAGAGACCCGGGGCGCUGUGGAGGAGGCAGCCCGGACCACGCCCUCCAGACGGGAGAUCACCGGCGUGCAGGCACAGCCAGGCGAGGCCACGUCCGGCCCGCCGGGGAUCCAGCCCGGCCAGGAGCCCCCGGUCACAAUGAUCUUCAUGGGUUACCAGAACGUAGAGGAUGAGGCCGAGACCAAGAAGGUGCUGGGCCUUCAAGACACCAUCACGGCAGAGCUGGUGGUCAUCGAAGACGCGGCCGAGCCCAAGGAGCCCGCGCCGCCCAACGGCAGUGCCGCCGAGCCUCCCGCAGAGGCUGGCUCCAGGGAAGAGAAUCAGGCCGGGCCCGAGGCCACCACCAGCGACCCCCAGGACCUCGACAUGAAGAAGCAGCGUUGCAAAUGCUGCUUGAUCAUGUGAGCCGGCCCCCGAG
Molecule: messenger RNA, 622 nt
Organism: Mandrillus leucophaeus (drill)
Lineage: Eukaryota; Metazoa; Chordata; Mammalia; Primates; Cercopithecidae
Product: paralemmin-1-like
Exons: 1
Biological process (GO): negative regulation of adenylate cyclase activity; regulation of cell shape; positive regulation of filopodium assembly
Cellular component (GO): membrane
Source: RefSeq, a predicted model, not a curated record